This is a messenger RNA of Ruditapes philippinarum (Manila clam), 1240 nucleotides long. RefSeq names its product GDP-D-glycero-alpha-D-manno-heptose dehydrogenase-like. The coding region runs from base 18 to 950 and encodes 310 amino acids. The record is from RefSeq and is a predicted model, not a curated record. The transcript has a single exon. NCBI's taxonomy places the organism in Eukaryota, Metazoa, Mollusca, Bivalvia, Venerida, Veneridae.
CCAGUUAAAGAACAAGCAUGAAGAUUCUGAUAACAGGAGGUGCGGGAUAUCUCGGUUCAACAAUGAUUCCAAUGUUGUUAGAAAAAGGGCACGAGGUCACGCUAUAUGACCUUUUCUUCUGGGGUAUAAGCCCCUUAUUACCAAUAGCAGACGACGCAAACCUUCAUAUUAUUAAAGGUGACAUCCGUGAUAGGGAAUAUCUGGCUAGUGUGAUGGCGGGAAAGGACGCCAUAGUUCAUCUAGCGGCUAUUGUCGGCUACCCGGCAUGUGACAAAGACCCAGAAUGCGCCAUAAACACAAAUAUCGAAGGUACAAAAAAUAUUACGGAAUUCAAAACUGCUAACCAAAUAUUAGUUUAUGCCAGCACAGGUUCAUGCUAUGGCGCUGUCGAAGGGCUCUGUACGGAAGAGACAAGUAUAAGUCCACUCACACUAUAUGGCAGCAGCAAAGCGGAAGGGGAGAAAAUGGUUCUUGCCGUUGGUGGAAUCGCGCUAAGACUUGCAACUGUGUUCGGUUUGUCACCACGCCUUAGGUUAGACCUUCUUAUAAAUGAUCUUACAUAUAAAGGUCUAACACUUAAAGAAUUCGAUCUAUACGAAGGUAGCUUCCGGCGUACAUUCCUUCACGUUAAAGACGCAGCUCUUGCUUUUAUCUUUGCUGUUGAGCAUGCGUCCGAAAUGAAAGGACAGGCCUAUAACGUCGGUGAUGAAAAAAUGAACAUGACAAAAUCACAAGUGGCACAGCUUAUUCAGAAAAAUGUUGAAGGCUGCAAAAUUACCGAGUCAAAUUCAGGCGUAGAUAAAGACAAAAGAGACUAUGAAGUGUCGUAUGCAAAAAUCCGGAAGCUAGGGUACCAGUCAACAAUAUCUGUAGAGCAGGGAAUCAGGGACAUGCUUAAAGUGCUUCCGCAUAUACUACCUGUUGAACUUGGAAGGUGCAAAAACGUUUAAAAAUUUCAUUCUAAGUUUGUCUUAAAUACAAACAAAAAUAUCUUAUUUGAACGGAAAUUUGAUAAAGCUUAUUUUCAAGAACAAAGUGGUUAGAUUUUGACGAUAUCACUAUCUAAGAAAAUUCUGAUGAUGCAUAAAAAUGAAGUUUCAUCGAAAUCAUCUUGUAGGGUCGGUUACAUCUUUUAUUCUUUUGAAUUUUUACCGGAAAUAUCGUUACAUUCAUUCAGAAAGCUUUUUCUAUUUUUACUUUAUUGCUGGCAACGAGGUGGCUCAUUAUUUUGUUUAUUCAU